This is a messenger RNA of Amphimedon queenslandica, 1989 nucleotides long. RefSeq lists its product as uncharacterized. The record is from RefSeq and is a predicted model, not a curated record. Lineage: Eukaryota; Metazoa; Porifera; Demospongiae; Haplosclerida; Niphatidae. The coding region runs from base 227 to 1912 and encodes 561 amino acids. The transcript is spliced from 9 exons.
UACCUAUAUGGAGUUAUUGGUGAAAGGUAUAAUACUGAUGUAUCUGCUAAUCCUGCCUAUGGUAUUACUGAAAAAUCUGGUGUCUCUGCUAUUCCUGCUUAUGGUUUUAAUACUGGAGGAAUAGAAAGUAUCAAUGAAGAAUCAUUAGUGUAUGAUGAACCAAGAACAAUGUAUCAUGAACAAGAGAGCUGGGUGUGGUUCACAGAAUUUCUAAACUCUCGAAGAAAUGUCUUCCUAUCUUCUCGAUCUUCUAUUAGUAAUACUGCUGUGCUUCAUGAGUAAUGGAAUAUUACUGGAGGUUAAUAGAGAGUCUUGUACUGAAGGAUUUAUGGAUUAUAGUCUUCUACAGGGUAAAGCAACAAAUCCAUCAGGAUCACGUAAUAACAGACUAACUGAAAGCACUGCGACAAGAUGGAUUAUUAUUGAGGAUCAAGAAGAUGAGAACUUUAUGAAGAGAGAUAUCAUGUUUACUUGUGCUACAGUUGUACUAGAAAUAUUGAUUGGAGUUGAUAUAAGGACAGUUAAUGAUACUGUUGGUAGAAAUUUAUAUCCAAGAUUUGAAGUAUGGGCUCCAACUAAUGAUGAUGAUGUGUACACUAGAGUGAUGUCUGUUGAAAUCAGACUGACUCCUGAUAACUUUACAACUAAUGGACAGUAUCGUUUCACUCUCCCUACUCCAUUAAAUGUCUCCAGUGGAUACAGGAUUGGUGUAUAUCAACCUCCUGAUGACAGAAGUGUUGUUAGAUUUCAUUAUGUUGACCUGCCUGGUGGUAUUCAUGGAGCAGGAAAAGUAAAAUCAGGUAGAAUUAAUGAUACUAACAUUACAAUAGCAGGAGGAGGUAAAAACGUUCACCACAAAACAUGGAAUAUAUUAAUAUACCCAAUAGCUCAGAAUACAAGUUGCUUCACACAACCUAUGCCUGAAAAUAUAGCUAACUUUAUAAGCUUGAUUACUGAUUCAUAUUAUGUUUCUGAUACUAGAAUAUUUCCUGAUAUAAGGUUCACAUGUCAUGGUAUCAUUACUAACUGGAUAGUUUAUGUUCCUGAUCAAGCUAUGCCAGUAAUUAAAAUAGGACAUUCAAAUAAUCUCACUACUACAGCAGCAACAUUGAACACUAGUGCUAGUAAUGCUGUUAUCAUAACUUCUCUUCUAUAUAAUUUUACUAUGAGCAAUGAGAUAACAGUUCAACCUGGUGAUAUACUGAUGAUUGAAGGUAAUGCUACACAUCAGAUGUUCUAUCAACAAUACAAUGGACCACACAAUUACAAACUGGGGGACAACAAUGAGUUAAUUGCAUUAGACAACAAUGACUAUCCACUCAUCUCAGUUGUAGUAGAUCCCACAUCAGUAAUUACCACUGGUACACCUAAUUACAUUACAGCAUCAACCAUAUCCUCAAUAGCUACAUCAGAUACCACUUCAUCUAGUAGUAGAAUGGCAAUGUAUACUACUUCCUCACUAAGCACUACAGUGACUUCAACACCAUCAGAACAAGGCAAUGCAGGAAAUGGUUUAUCUACAAUACUAAUAGCAGCUAUUAGUGCAGUCAUUGUACUACUGGUAGUUACUAUACUAGUAAUAUUGAUUGUCAGUGUGGUGCUGUUUAGAAAAAAGAGGAAAUUAUCACUACCUAUAUCAUCUACUAGGAAUGAUAGUAAUAGUAGUCAUGUUUAUACUGAUGUUAGUAGUACUGGGAAUGAUAAAGGAAGACUUGGUGCUGUAAACAAUCCAAACUAUCAACUACAAGUUUUAUAUGAUGAAGCAAAACCUACAUUGAAUGUACAUGAUGAUAUGAUUGCUAAUGCUAGCUAUGAACCUGCUACUGUCAGAGGAAUAGAAAGUGCUAAUUCAGUACCAGUAUACGAGGAUCCAACUGUAACCAAAAAUAGAAAACAAGAAGUACAUAAAUAAACACACUCUAUAAAUUAACAAACACAAUAAGAUCAAAGCACACAGACAUACAUGCAGUGUUAUUUAGAAUCAUUGUG